AUGGAUUCAUCGUCUGUCACAGAUCCGUCGCCAGGCGUGUCGCCUGAGUCGCCUCUUGCGAAAACAAUAACGCCUUCCUCGUUCGUGGCCGACUUUCGAUCGCGGAGAUCAGAGGUGCCGUCUGGAGAACCGUCGCCGAAUAACUUCUUCGAGCUGCAACGGCCUACGACACCCGCGAAGAAGCCCCGUAACCUCAAGAAUCUUGGUAUCAACACGGCAUCUUCUCUUGGCAACUUGCGUGCUCACAACCCAGCUCCCCCAGCAGUAGCUCCCAAGGAGAAGAACAGCUCGGCGCCACCGUCACCGCUCUUCAUCAAGCCACCGACGCCGCCCAAAAGACGGCCAUCGAACCUGAGCUUGACGAUAUCGACCCCCGGUAGCACAGAGAACAAGCCUUUGCCCCCUCUGCGCCCGGUCGUGCCCAAGCAAACUGGCCUCAGCGAAGUCCCGUUCGAGAUGGAAGAAGAGGAGGAUCAAGAACCGAACUUUGACAUUCCUCAAUCCCGCGAGGAGAAGCCAGCAGCGUACCCCAACGGACCCAUUUGCAUUUACGAGGCCGGCGUAUAUCUCUACUUCGAACCUACAGCUGUGCAGGCUACAACCUUUGAUGUGAUUAUCAACGUUGCAAGCGAAGUAAAAAAUCCAUUCACCAACACGACUGCGGAAUCGCAAAAAGACAUUGAUGCCAGGCGCAUAGAUGGUCCACCAGCAGAGAACGUUGAUUUUACUACCCUUUCACAGCGUCCCAAGCAGUCUUUUGGCAUGGGAGAUGCCUCGCCAACCACGCCCAAGGCUACGGCGCCGGUCAUGCAAACAAUCCAGCCACGCGAGGUUGUCAUUGACGGCAAGACUUACAAGACACCAGAAUACAUCCACAUGCCAUGGGAACACAAUACCGACAUUGUCCCCGACCUGCAUAAGUUGGUGAAGAUGAUAGACGAGAGAGUACAGCGAGGAAAACGGGUACUUAUCCAUUGCCAGUGUGGUCGGGCGAGCACAGGAAACAUCAUGGCGAUAUCGCCGGGGCCCUUGUCGGCACCGAGUGGCGCUUUCUCCACCGGAUUCCGUCGGUCCUGGGAUUCCAGUCCAGCUCACUUCGAGCUUCCGUCUCCAUCUACACCUGCUGCCCAAAAUACCACACCAUAUGUUGAUCCCAAGGGCCACGUUGUACCUGUUCUCUCAGUAACGAGUAACGACUUGCCAACCAUUCAAACCGAAGAUGCUUCUCACGACGACGAUUCACCGCCUCAAGAUGGUUCCGAGCCUAGCAAUCUGACCCCACUCAUGUCACCACGAGUUUCCGAGUUCUUUGCGUCAAACAGUAACCAUGCGGAGCCGCCUGAGAUCACGUCACCAAUUACAACCAGCUUCCCCAAGGAUGUUUUUGGCAGCACCGGCGGUACUUUGGAUGAAGACCUAAAAUCUCCUCGGGCCACGGAAUUCCAUAUGACUCCAUUGAAACCAAGGCCAGCAGCAGACGAGGAUCCGUUCGGCUUAACAUCACCAACUAGAGCCGACUUCAAUCCGUUCGACAGGCCCAGUAUCACAGCUAUCAAGCACAUGGAAGCCGAGGAGCGGCGCCCUUCCUUCCAGGCUAUAUUGCCGCCUGCUCACCAGACGUUUAACGGGUUUGCAUCGCUUGAUGGUACUGCACAGACCUUUCCUACCUUCCAGGCUCCUAUAUCGCUCUCUACGUCUACACCAAAACACAAUCUCGAGGCCGAGGCACGGAUCGACAGUCUCAGCAGUUCUCCUGAGAAACACACUUUAGCUCCUAUCAAAGCGCAUACAACGAUGCCUGGAACGUUUCCCAAAGCACCGACCACGCCCAAGACCCCCAGCCAGACCUUCCUCUCGACUCCCGCCAAGGCUAUCCGAACGAGGUUCUCUUCGCCCAACAUGCGAGAGCAACGGAAAUUGCAAAAACUACAGACCGAAAUUCAGUCAAGGCUACCGCCCGUUCCGCAGCAUGCCGCGGAUGACCUCGACGCACUGAUGUCACCGCGCGCAGAGGAGUUCACACGAAACCCUUUUCACUUCGAACUGCGGUCUCCUACAGAUGAUGCAAGUCCGGUAUCAUCAAACGAGACAAUCAAGGACGGUCGAAAUGGCCACAGCGUGUGGGAGGAGCCUUUGCCGCGGCAGUGGACUCCAGAAAAGGCUACUGUUGACCCCCGGAGUCCCGUCCAGACGGGCAGUAGUCCCAUUGUUCGGAACAUCUGGGACGUACUGUGA
This is a messenger RNA of Pyrenophora tritici-repentis Pt-1C-BFP, 2235 nucleotides long. The record is from RefSeq and is a predicted model, not a curated record. Lineage: Eukaryota; Fungi; Ascomycota; Dothideomycetes; Pleosporales; Pleosporaceae.